Messenger RNA from Anopheles moucheti, 7380 nucleotides. RefSeq names its product LIM domain kinase 1 (gene LIMK1). Gene Ontology annotation, cellular component: cytoplasm; nucleus. Bases 20 to 4441 code for a protein of 1473 amino acids. The transcript has 9 exons. The record is from RefSeq and is a predicted model, not a curated record. Lineage: Eukaryota; Metazoa; Arthropoda; Insecta; Diptera; Culicidae. Gene Ontology annotation, molecular function: protein serine/threonine kinase activity; protein binding; ATP binding. Gene Ontology annotation, biological process: protein phosphorylation; actin cytoskeleton organization.
GAAGGGAAAAAAUGCAACGAUGGGCGAAAACGGGGCAAAAGGGAAUCCAGGCACAACUGCAUGUGCUAGCUGCUAUAAUGCGAUAGAACCGGAACAACAUGUGGCCGCUGUUGGUCAGCUGUGGCAUGCGGAAUGCUUCAGAUGUUCGGUUUGUGAUGCACGGCUGUCGAGUUGGUAUUUCGAGAAGGACGGGCUGUUGUUCUGUAGGGAUGAUCAUUGGUCGAAGUUUGGUGACUGCUGUCAGCAGUGUUCGCAGUUUAUCUCCGGACCUGCGAUGUUUGCCGGUGAUCACAAAUUCCAUCCGGAAUGUUUUCGUUGCGAAUUGUGUAAAGUGUUUAUCGGCGACAGAGAAUCUUACGCACUGCUGGAACGAUCGAAGCUAUACUGCGGUGUAUGCUACAAGCGUCAGCAGAAAGUAUUGGAAGUGAAUCGCAAUGAAACAAUAGUUUUACCGGCGAAAGAGAGACAUAAGCUGCCGCAUUCCAUCCGGCUGGUCGAGAUACCCUGGAGUGGCAACCGAUCUGAUCGUAUACGCUUGGCAACGGACGAAAAACCGUACAGUACGUCCCUGAAAGGUGUUGCCAACGGAUGCAAGAGCGUUCGAAUAUCGGAGGUGUUCUGUACCGCUUACGGACAGCUAGGAAAGUACAUUUUUUCUUGUAUUAAUACCGCAUUGGAUUCCUGCUGUGGUUUGCUUCACUUUAGAGUAACGCUUAAUUCAGAUUUAAUGUCACUACGGGUAGGCGAAAAGGUACUGGAAGUCAAUGGUACACCCGUACGCGAUGUACCGCUGGGAAGUUUGCAAAAUCUCAUCGAAGCCUCAGCCGGUAAAGCACUUCAGCUGACGGUGGAACACGAUCCGGAUUUUGUUGAGCAACCGGUGACUGGUGUUAAAGGUUGUGAAGGAAUUCUGUCCGCUUCCUAUAGUGGUGUAUCAAAAUGUCCGGAUGCGUUGAACAAUAACGAGGAUGAUGAAUCCACACGGAGUCUAUCGCCCAGUAAACUUGAACGUAUAUUCAAAAAGAAGGAUGAAGGUUACAUGAGCGGAUCGUCGAGAAAGUUACAGAAACGUUUGAAGGAUGUCAAUUGCAAUACUGCUACCAAUAGUUUAAAGGAGAAAGAACGCAGCUCGAGCAUGUCCCGCUUGCUAGACGAACAUCGCACGAUGGCAACGGGUGGCGAAUUUUAUGACCUCUCGCGGACUAAAUCAUUUCGCGUAGAACCGAAAGCAGCACGCAUCUUCCGUGCUUCGGAUCUGGUGCAGGGCGAACUACUGGGGAAAGGAUUUUUUGGACAAGUGUUCAAAGUGACGCAUCGCGUUACCCAGGAAGUGAUGGUGCUAAAGGAACUGUAUCGUGUCGAUGAGGAAGCGCAAAAAAAUUUUCUCAAAGAGGUGGCAGUGCUGCGAUCGCUUUCGCAUCACAACGUGUUACGGUUCAUUGGGGUGCUGUAUAAGGACAAGAAGCUGCAUCUGGUGACGGAAUUCAUACCCGGCGGAUCGUUGAAGGAGCUGAUACACGAUUCAGGGCAGCCACUUAGCUGGGAUCAGCGGAUAUCGUUUGCGCGAGAUAUUUCAAGCGGCAUGAGUUACCUACACUCGAUGAACAUCAUUCAUCGGGAUCUAAAUUCGCUGAACUGUUUGGUGCGCGAGAAUGGCACGGUGAUAGUGGCCGAUUUUGGAUUGGCGCGUAUCAUCAAGCAACCGUUGAUCAGCACUACUGCUUACGAGAAAUGUACUGCAACACCGAACGGAAAUGGUACGAUCGGACGUAGGGGACGGCCGCGCCGUCAGCGAUAUACGGUGGUGGGUAACCCUUACUGGAUGGCACCGGAAAUGAUGCGCGGCAAUAAGUACGACGAGAAGGUGGACAUCUUCUCGUUCGGCAUCAUGUUGUGUGAAAUCAUUGGACGAGUGCAGGCCGAUCCGGACUAUUUGCCCCGGUUGCCAGAUUUCGGACUGAACGAGAAGGUUUUUCGGGAAAAAUUUUGCGGCCAGUGUCCGGAGCCUUUCUACAAGAUUGCCUUUCUGUGCUGUGAUUUGAACCCAGACAAACGGCCUCCGUUUCAUGUGCUGCAAGGUUGGCUAGAAACCAUGGCUACAGUAGUAGCCCUGAAGCGACCCAUUCCGACAAGAAUCGUCGAUGAAAUAGAGAACUUUAAGGAGCUGCAAAGCACGGAAUCAAGUUUGUGUACCACUCCUGAUGGCUUAACGACGCCACCACCAGCAUCUGGUGGAUAUGGUCUUAAGCCAUCGCCCAGCCGGAAGCGCAUUUGUGAGGGACAGGAAGAAGACCAAGCGGAACGGCAACAUAAGAUGACCGAUGUUCAAACGACGAGUCUAGAUAUGGUAGACGGUGUUUGUAAUGUGCCUGUAGACAGUAAUGUUCGUAUGCCAUAUGUCCCCACGAGUGCUGCUCCGCAUUCGGAAGGAAUAAACGGUGCACCCGCAUCGGUAGGUCCAGGUUUCGUUGUUGUGGAUUUUAACGAUAUACCAAAGUCACCACACCUGGGGAAAGAUUUUUCCGCCAACGGGGAUCGUAUACGCGACAGUAUACGUGCGAAGCGACGGCAACGAAUGAUGCUGAGCCGAGAGAAUCAACGAAAGUCGCUCGAUUCUAGUUUGUUAGCUGCUCGGCUUGGGACUACCGAUCAGUUUGCGGAUACUAGCUGUACGACAGAUGACGGUAGUGCAUCGGAACCGAUCAGUUUAAUCAUGACAAGCGAAAUGAUCGCAAAGGAAGGCGCGGCCAGCGUGGCUGAUAGACCAACUACGGAUCAGAUACUUGCAUCGGUAAAAGAUAGCUUGGAGCGUAAUAAAUCUCCACUGCAAGAUGUCCAAUCUACUGGCCAUCAGGUUUCUGCUCGAGACGGGAGUACGUUUGUGGAUGAACCGCUAGCUCAACAGAAAACGAAACAUUACGGUGAGAAAGGAUUCUUAAUUCACCUUCAAAAUGGACAUCUCACGCUGAACAAUGUGCGCGAUCUGGAGAACUGUUCGGAUUUUGACUCGAGUUGCGAUACCAGUUUGAACUACAUGGAGGUAAAUGGCAAUCGAGUUGACAAUGAGGUGUGUGAAUCCAUUGUUGCUCACACAGAAAUGUGUGUGAGUACUCUAACCCAUAUUCCGGGGGAUCGUGAGAAGGACAUCUUUCCUUUAGGUGAACGUAAAAAGUGUGAAAAAGAAAACAUUGCUCUCGAUGAGGAAUUGAAGCCCAUGCCCGUGGAAACAAAAAAGAAUUUCACUUCUUUGAAAGCUACCUCUCCGUUGGCGUCGAUUCUCCCGGAAAGUAACAGCAGCACUACAACGGGGCUGAUGGAUGGCAAUGUAAUGGCGGCCAAAAGAGAGGAAAAGUGCAUAUCCUCUAGUGCUCAAAAAGCCGUCCAAUAUACCAGGAAAUUGUUCCGCGCCGCUGAACCUUCAACGACUGCAAGUACGCCAUCAAGCUCUAAGCAUCACUAUGAUAUUGCUGGGACGCAUCGAUCCACAGUAACAGCGGGAUCAAAAGUUACCGGUAAAGGAAGUGGACAUGUGCGUACGACCUCGUCGGAACGAUCGAUAUUUUCAACCAAACAAAAAAUAUCUCCCACGUCCGAUCCGGAACCGCAAACCGGAUUUGGGGGCCCAAUUUCGGCAUCAGCACAGGUGACGGGUGACCUUCCGAUGGGAGAUCGCAUAGGCAAAUCCAAUGUUGUUAAACCAUCUGUCCAUACUACGGUGCAUUCGUACAAAUCUAAACCAAAUGAAUCUACAGAUAUGGGAAGCAAGGGACAAACGUUACGGUUAUCUUCAGGGAAACGCACUGGGGGUGUGGUUGGGAAAUCGGGGAGUGGAGGUAGAGCACCUGUUGUUGCUGACAGUGCAGUUUGUAUCGAUGAGAUGAUUCCAUCCACUGGUAAACCUCCGAUCAGUUGCACCGGUUCCGCUAAUUUGCUAAAGCUAAGCAAGGGUCGUACGUAUCGACCGGCAGAGCGGAUGACAGUCCACUACAACGAAGUUCGCGCCAACUCGGGCAGUAGGGAGAAGUAUACAUCGACCCUUUCGCCAACGGUUGGCAGCAGUGGUAGCAAUUCACGUCCAGAGUCCCCUUCUCAAUCAGCUCUAACUGGAAGCCGCUCUGUUACUGGCAGCAAUAGCAAUGGUAACCGCAGCAUCGGCAUUCUUUCCCCCGCUAGCAUUAGACGUCUUAAUGCUCGUCUGCUAGAGACACGGAAGGUAAAUACCGGGUUUUCGCAGGCUCAUUCGGUAUCGGCAGCGCUCAAGGGUGGUAAAGGAAUUGGCCCAAUGGUGGCUGGAACGAAAGGGCCCGGAAUGGCUAGAAAAGUGCCGUUGUCUCCGACUAGUCCGGUGCGAGGAGCUUUGCACGGUGGUCCCGUGUCCGGUGGAUGUAUUAGAGAGCGGAAGGUACUAUCACCGACCGCCCUCGUCAAGGUGCCCAAGUAAACAGAGUGGGAAAAGCUUGCUCACAAUUGAAUUGUACCUUUUAAACGUAUAUUGUCGUUUAAGACUCAACACCCACAUACACACACAUUAACUGCUCAGCUAACGAUCUUAGGGAAACAGGCGUUCGUUAUUGAAAGUUAUAUAGAAUCUUGACAAAACAAAAGCCAAGGCAGCUACAUGCCAAUCGCUACUUGCUAAGUAAUAAUGUGCUACGAUUCGUGCUCGUCAAGUGGCUCGACAACUAGUUACAAGACUACCUUUAAUGGGAGAGGAAGUGCAACCGUUUUAAAGUCGAUUUCUCAAAGCACCUUCUUAUUUAAGCACCUCUUGUUCCGGACACUACUCUACUCAGAUAACACCUCUCUUAACUCUCCCCACACAACAGUGCAUAGGAAAAGUGCGAAAAUCUGUACUAGUGCUGCAAGACUUCGUUCAUGGCCUCACGUUUAGUUUAAGUUAGUAUGACGGUGCAUUCUUUGUGUGACUGGGGCGGUGGUGCGAAUGCAUUGACACCUUUCAAACCCGCAAGCAAAAGUUGAACGAGUGACGAAGAUUUCACAUCACCUGUGUACAGAUAAAGUUAUAAUAUUUGUUAGGUUUUAUUCCAUGAAAAUGCCAUUUUUGGUUCAAGCACUACGAUAUUCCAGAUAUUCCAGAGUGACUGUAAAUUUCCUGUUCCUGUAAAUGCGGAAUGAUGGAUCGAUCAGUACAGGAUUUAAUAUUUUUUGACAAUGUCAAACAAUUUAUUUGCGUUGUUGCUUUAACAAUUUUUUAUGGAUUUUUCCCUCAUUUAUAUUCCUGGAUGAUCUCGCGUUCUGUCUCUUUAACACUCUGCCUCUUCCUGGUGCAGGAGUUCAUCUCACUUAUAUUUUAGCAACAGUCACGUUUAAAUCUGUGCAAAGUAAUUUUAUCUGCCUUUUAAAAAAAUAGUUUCUCCCUUUCCAAUUGUACUAAAUGUAUAACGACACGAUUAAUAAGGAGAUUCUCAACCCGAUAGCAAGAUGAAGUUACUAACCGGACUGUGAUAUUGUGGUAUAUAUAUAAAGCACGUGGUUAUAGUGUGCCCGCGUACAUACUUUUCUUUUUUAUGUUUACACUAAGACAAGAAGGCCUGCGGGCCACCAAGCCAUGUAAGAGAUUGCAAACUAAAAAGACAUUAAACACGUAACAGGAUACCAAGAUGGGCAAGUGGCGUUGCAACUGCUUAGCGUUACAUUUUUAUUGAGGGCCUAGAUUUUACCAAACUUUUUAUUCACAAACACAUCCUUUUUUAAGUUAGCCUUUAGGUAGUGGUUAGCAGUGCAACAACAGUACGGAUUUCAACCUUUAGUGAACGUUAGAUGUAAGGCGUGAGUGCAACCAGAAUGACCGGAAUAAGAAUAUAAAGCAACGAUGUUACGAUCCUGGACCGUAAUGCGAACAUUAUGCAUUAAUGCAAAGUUCUGCAAGAUUGUAAUUAGUAAUGUAGAUAGUAUAAGCAAUGCAUACAAGAUAGGUGAAACGGUUCCGGAACCGGUUAGAAUGUAAGGUAGCGCAGUGUACAAACCGUUCCUAUGCUCGGUUUUUACUAAACGUUGCAAAGGUUAUAAAGGCGACCAACGGCAAAGUCCUGCAUGGAAAUGAAAUCUACUUGAUUGGGAAGCGCGAUAAGCGGAAAGUAAGAAAUGUAUUUGAAAAAUUGACUCGGUCGGAUGAUCGAUAGAAGUGCAAUAAUAAUGCAACUCCCACAUCCAGUAACAUGCCUGUGAGGAUAGCAUAAAUGUGAGCCUUGUAUUUGUAUUCGAAGCGGAUAGGAAAAUUCAGUGACCCUGCAAUGUAUUUGAUACCCUUUUUUUCUUCGACUCUCGUACUUGCGAUGCAAAAGGGCUGGUGCGUGUAACGUGUAAUGCAAGCCACCUAACAUGCACAAGGAUGUAUGUAAAAUGUAUUAAUUUAUUGUUCAAUUAUUCCGACUUUCCGAUGCAAAUAACAAAAAGCACAGCACGAAAACGGUACACGUGAAAUGUGGACGCACAGGUGGAUGCAGUUGAAAGGAAGAAUGAUUUUUUAUGUCUCAUUGACCACUCUCACAAAAGGAAAAAGAAAAACAUGACAAAGAAUGAAACAUUUUGCCGAUAUUUACUAGUUACAUCCCGAUCAAUUCCGACUUUCGCGUGUAUGUUUGGAUUUUCUCCUGCCCCGCAGGGUAACCUUUUUGCUGGCAUUCUGCUUGGUUUUCUUUUCUGGUGUAAAUGCCUAUUGUUCCGAUUAUUUUUAUCGCGUGCAUGUGGCGUUGGCCUAAAAGUGCAUUGUUGUGUUAAUUUGUUUUACCAUGGUGCGUGUGUGGUGGAAAAUACUUAUGGAAAUGGAAUGCUUCCAAAGGCAGCGUCCUGCGGCAAGACAAAACAGAAAAUGUUAUUAAGGAUGCAUUAUUUAUGUGUUAUCGAAAACAACAGUUUACAUUCAUCCGCGCAAAACAAUAGUGCACUGUAUAACAAGGAUGGCACAAUGGAGUUGCAACGAAUGGAAUAAUUUACAGGAAAUGCAAAAUGGAGUUUUUCAUUUGAAGAAAUAAAAUGGAGCAAAAAGGUUCUUUCGAAUGCCGAGCAUGAAACAGGUUGAGGAACAGGUACAAGUCAGGGAAAUUGAAAUCCGAUCUGAAGGAAUACGUAAAGUCAUUAAUUGAAUAAUUUCGUUUAUGUACACGCCAACCAGUGCAGAAGCACACUGUGAGGGAUCGAAGGGCUAAAGCCUACUGCAAGCAAGAACAUCUCAUGCCAUUGAGAAGGCAGGAUACGUUUGAUUUGACACUAAUUUAUUAACACACUGAUAAAAUGUUUCUUCUUGCCAUCUGUACUCGUUGCAAACACACGAGCGAAUGCACGAGUUAAUGUAUGUGUUACACAUUGCUGGCUGAUUGGAUGCGUGUUAAUACCUUUCUAAUCGUAAUAAAGUUAAAU